Molecule: messenger RNA, 2048 nt
Organism: Ilyonectria robusta
Lineage: Eukaryota; Fungi; Ascomycota; Sordariomycetes; Hypocreales; Nectriaceae
Product: Metallo-peptidase family M12-domain-containing protein
Exons: 3
Coding region: 84-1847 (587 amino acids)
Biological process (GO): proteolysis
Molecular function (GO): metalloendopeptidase activity
Source: RefSeq, a predicted model, not a curated record
GUACAGAUAAACCUCAUAGCACACCCACUCACACUUUCUGGUAUUCUAUUUGCUCCAUUGGGAUAUCAGACUCUCCUCCGGCAAUGGCACUUUUGCGCUUUGCCGCUGCUAUUAUUUUAGUGAUAUCCUGUUUUUCAAGUAACCCCCAAGCCUUGUCCAUUGAAAGGAAUCCGCCUCGCCAUGUCACUUGGAUAGAAAAUCUGUCCCUUGUAACAGCAUCAAAUAACUUCGAUGCAUAUUCAGAUUUUGAAUUAUUGUUCAAUCUACAUGGAGAAACCCAGAAAAUAAAGCUGCAACUUGUGCCCAACCAUGACAUCCUCUCAAACUCGGCCUCAGUGCAAUUCCUUCGACAAGAUGGGACCAUGUCCCCCAUGGAACCCAUUCGGAGAUCCCGCCAUUUCGUCUUCAAAGGGAAUUCCUUCGUACAUGAAACCGCUAGCAACCAAUGGAGAGAUGUUGGAACAGCCAGGAUAUCUAUUCGAGAGCACGAAGACGGGCGCCUUUUCGAGGGUACAUUUACUAUCGACAACGACCGGGUUCACGUCCAGAUGGACUCGACAUUUCGCAAAACCCAGAAUCCAGACCAUGCUUUCCAGUGCAAUCCAGGAAAACCGUUCCUGGUGGCAUGGAGAGACAGUGAUGCUCAUACGCUUGAGCCUCGGGGCGAUGAGGGUCAGGGAGAAGCUAGUGAUGAGCUGAGAUGUGGAACGGACAACCCCUCGAAUGCAGUCCGACGCUAUCUAUCACGCUCGCCUGGUCGUGAAUUCGGCGGAGAUCUCACAGAUACUAUUGGUUCUACAACCGGAUGCCCAUCGUCAAGACGCAUUGCUCUGCUGGGCAUCGCGACUGAUUGCAGUUACACUGCAGACUUCUCAUCCACAGACGAGGUUCAAGCGCACGUCGUCGCGCAUAUCAAUGCAGCAUCCCAAGUCUACGAAGACACCUUCAACAUCUCGCUGGUCAUACAGAACCUGACAAUCUCCGAUGCGAACUGUCCCUCUUCUUCAUCUUCCCAGUUAGACUGGAACCGCGCUUGCGGCGGGAGUACUGAUACUCGAGAUCGUCUAAGUCGCUUUUCGCUGUGGAGAGGCGAGUUGAGUGAUGAUAACGCACUCUGGACGCUGUUGAGUGCAUGCCGCACGAGCUCUACGGUGGGCGUCUCAUGGCUCGGCGAGGUCUGCCGUCAGGGAUCCAGCUCGUUUCAGCAAAGCGGUACCACGCAGACUUCGUCAUCGACCAACAUCGUUCUCAGAAAUAGCCAAGAGUGGCAGGUCAUCGCGCAUGAGAUCGGUCACAGCUUUGGUGCAUCCCACGAUUGCACGGCUGGAACUUGCACUGAUGGAACAUCUAGCUCACAAGGGUGCUGUCCUCUGAGUGCAAGUACUUGCAACGCAAAUGGGCAAUACAUUAUGAAUCCUGCUGCCGUAUCUGGGGUUACAAAUUUUUCGCCUUGCACCAUCGGCGCGAUUUGCUCAGCGAUCGGCCGAGGAUGGAUAGACACGAGCUGUCUCAGGGACAAUGACGAAGUCACUGUUAUUACCGGGCCUUCAUGCCCCAACGGCACAACCGAAGAAAACAUCCCAGGCUGUACUGUCCAGACUACCUCGCGGCCAACUAGCGGUGGUGAUGACCCGCUCGACAACGACUUUGGAAGAACCAACAACUCUGGAAGAAGUUGGUUUGACCGAAACAGAACCACGGUCAUUGUAGUUGCUUCUGUGGCCGGUUCAAUUUGCCUUCUUGUUGUUGUGUGGUGCAUCUGGUGUUGCGCCCGACGGAAGAAGUCAGCAAACCUGCUUGUAAAGCAGCAGGAAGUCAUCUCUCCACGACCAGUGCGUUAUGCAUAAUCAUUUUAGUUCAGUGUCAAUUUUGGACACAUGGUGCGGCGUUCACGGCUUCCCAGCUUGAAUCUUAGAGUCAAUUCAUGAAAUGGGUGGUUUUCAGCAUUUAGUUAGUGUACAACAGUUCAACAAGAAAGGGAACAUGCGCAUACUGCCAACCAUCUUGGUUGCACCCAGUACAGAAACAAUCAAAAGUGUAUUCAUCAC